Colletotrichum higginsianum IMI 349063 is the source of this 2082-nucleotide messenger RNA. RefSeq names its product modin. The record is from RefSeq and is a predicted model, not a curated record. The coding region runs from base 1 to 2082 and encodes 693 amino acids. NCBI's taxonomy places the organism in Eukaryota, Fungi, Ascomycota, Sordariomycetes, Glomerellales, Glomerellaceae. The transcript is spliced from 2 exons.
AUGGCCGGCGACAACGACAGCGAGGUGCCCAUCGCCAUCACGGCCCUCAUCAUCGCCAUCGCGGCCCUCUUCGCGGCCACGCUGCAGAUCCUCCAGGCCAUCUUCGCGUCGGCCCGGGGGCUUCCGAACUGCAACAGCGUCGUCAUGGGGGGUUGGUCCAAGGGCACCAAGAUCCGGCCCAAGAUCACCCAGAUGCGCCUCGAGGUCAAGUUCGAGGCGCCCAUCAUCUUCCUCGCGCCCCCGAACAACACCGGCAAGCCCGAGAGCAAGAACGACGUGUGGUGCGCCGAAGGCACCGAGGCGAGUUGCCGGAAGAGCCGCCUGGACUGGGACACGCUGUUCCGGGACUGGCACUCCAAGGCCACCGAGAAGGUGCACACCGUCGACAUGGAGCUCGCGACCUGGGUGUAUCUCUUGGUCGCCAUCGAGAAGAUGGAGAGGGACUCCAAGUACUGGGAGCUCGGGAAGUUCCACCGCGAGGGAUACCCGGGCACCGUCCCCAAGGACCUUCCCGAGCCUACGUUGGCCGUCAAGAUCCAGGCGAAGGAGAGGAGCUUCGACGCGAACCCGGCCAUCAAAAAGCCCUUCGCCACGUCCACGAUAUCUCACCUGAUCGAGCUUGCCGCCAUCCUCGGCAUCUAUUGGAAGGUGUUCGACCGCGACAGCAACCAGUACCGCGCCGAAGGGAACGGGUACAGCCUCACGGGCUCCCGCAUCGCCGACCUCGGGGUGCAGUUCACCUUUGAGAAGACGGGGGACACGUCGUUCAAGGAAAGGCGUGUCAUACCGACAUCGGAGGUCAAGGAACUCUGCUUCGGCCGGGUGCCGACGUUGUUUCGGGAGAAGAAGAACCUGGACGAGGACGUCGAGUGGCAAAAGGAGCUCAAGACGUCGUCCGGGACGGGGAUCAAGGUCGAAAUACUGCAGAUGGGCAGCGUCGAGGAGAUUGCCGAGACGCUCACCCAGAUCGGGUGCAACGGCAACACGACGCUCUUCUACAAGGAGGGGAAGAAACACCGUCACCUUUUCCCAGUCACUUUCGAGAUCCUCGGCAUGCUCGCGAGGGUGUUGCACAUCCGAGGGCGAUGCUUCCGCUUCCUGCCCAAUCCCACCAUAUUCCCCUGGUACAGUGGGUCGUUCUCGUUGCCACGGCUGCUCGACGCCUUUAGCGAGCGCAUCCUGGACGACCUCACCAUGAUCGAGGAGGAGAUCGAGGCGGUCCCGGACGAUUCCCUGGACAAGGGGGUCCGGUCUGCCGUCGCGGACAUCCGGGCCCUUUCGGAGUCGGCCGCAGAUCUGCACGAGGCCUUCGAGCGCGACCCCACGCUGACGUGCGACCGGAUGACGGCGCUCCACGGGGCCAUCGCGGCGGCGGACGACAUGCUCAAGGCGAGGGAGCAGGAGAUCGUGCUGGACGUCCUGCGCCGCCACCUGCAAGAGGUCCUGGCGGCCAUCAACAACAACCCGGACUCGGGGGGAGCCAGCAGCCGGCAAGGGAGCGUGUCGUUCGGUCACCUGCUCGGCAUCCCGCUCGAGAUGAGGGAGUCGAGGUUCAUGGAUACGUACUUCAAGCGCAUCCUCUGGCGCGUCGUCGGCUCCGCCAAGAACAGCAGGAGGGAGGACGAGGUCGUCUCACAGGCCAUCCACGAAGACACCGAGAAGCGUCUGUCGCGCCACGAGAACGGUCAGUCGCAGGCCGGGAACGCCGCCGCGUUCGUGUCGUCGCCGUCGCCCGAGACGAGCAGCCCGACGGAGCCACCCACCGCGGCCGGGUCCCCGAUCGAGUCCCCGGCGGUCGAGUCGAUCCCGACGCCCGGCAUCAGCAAGAGGGGGUCCUGGCCGCAACGGGUCGAGACGGAGCUGCACAAACGGACCGAUGCGGCCCGGAUGAACACGAUCGCCGAGCAGCCGGACUGGACGACGACGGCGACGAAGCACGUCGAGAUGCAGCGGGCGGCCGUGUGGUACACGCUCGUGUUCCGGAUGAUCUGCUGGCUGAUGCUGCACGACUUUGACAAGAAGGACGUGCAGCUGCCCAAGAGCGAGCUGAUUGGGAACAGGCAGACCGUCUUUAUUUUAUGA